This is a messenger RNA of Acipenser ruthenus (sterlet), 2773 nucleotides long. RefSeq names its product zinc finger protein 27-like. The transcript has 3 exons. Gene Ontology annotation, molecular function: RNA polymerase II cis-regulatory region sequence-specific DNA binding; DNA-binding transcription factor activity, RNA polymerase II-specific. The coding region runs from base 1 to 2001 and encodes 666 amino acids. The record is from RefSeq and is a predicted model, not a curated record. Gene Ontology annotation, biological process: regulation of transcription by RNA polymerase II. NCBI's taxonomy places the organism in Eukaryota, Metazoa, Chordata, Actinopteri, Acipenseriformes, Acipenseridae.
AUGUUUAAAGUGGCUGUGAUUCAAUGCUGUGCAGUAACCUUGGCUUCUGUUUCCUGCGCUUCUAAAGCAGAUCUAGGAAGACGCACCUCCACUCCAGCACCCCAGAGCAAAAUCCCUUCUGAUGGGAAACUGCAGCGUAAGCAGAAACACAGAGAGUCGACACCCCAAGAUGAAUAUGUGAAGAAACUGAGAACUCGCUCGGUUCAGAAUCUUUCUGCACAAGAUAGGCGACCACUUCCUGUGGGAUAUACAGCGACUCCACAUCCUGACAGUUCUGCAACCCAGGGCAACUUCAUUUCCCUACAAACUCCCCAGCAGAUUCCUUCAGAGCAGAUCUUGUAUCACUGUACUGAAUGUGGCACCAAUUUCAGUGACCGGGGAAAGCUGAAAAUACACCAGCGUAGUCACACAGGAGAGAAACCAUAUGAGUGUCCUGACUGUGGGAGGAGUUUUAAUCAGAAAUGUAACCUUCAAACCCACCAGCUAACUCACACAGGAGAGAAACCGUUUCACUGUGCAGAUUGUGGGAAGGGUUUUAAUCAGAAAGUACACCUUCAAACACACCAGCGAAUUCACACGGGAGAGAAACCGUUUCACUGUGCAGAGUGUGGGAAGACAUUCAGAUUUGCAACUGGAUUAAAAGUACACCAACGUAUUCACACAGGAGUGAAAACAUACGAGUGUCCUGACUGUGGGAAGGGUUUUAAUCAGAAAGGUGAUCUUCAAGCACACCAGCGAAUUCACAAGGGAGAGAAACCGUUUCAAUGUGCUGAUUGUGGGAGGCGUUUUAAUCAGAAAGGUGCUCUUCAAAAUCACCAGCGAACUCACACAGGAGAGAAACCGUAUGAGUGUCCUGACUGUGGGAGGCGUUUCAGUUACAAAUGUAACCUUCAAACACACCAGCGAAUUCACAAGGGAGAGAAACCGUUUCACUGUGCUGAUUGUGGGAAGAGUUUUAAUAAGAAAGGUGCUCUUCAAAAUCACCAGCGAACUCACACAGGAGAGAAACCGUAUGUGAGUCCAGUAUGUGGGAGGAGUUUCAGUCGAAGACGCAGCCUCAGAACACACCACAUAACCCACACUGGAGUGAAACCUUUUGAGUGUAGUGAGUGUGGGAAGAGAUUUGUAGAGUCAAAAAAACUAAAGAAACACAGUCUAGUUCACAGAGAUUGUCAGUCAGGACACUUAAAAACAAAAAAAAGAAUUUAUGAUGGCUGUGAGGUGAAGCCUUGCAGGAAAGUGGUUGUGAUUCAAUGCUGUGCAGUAACCUUGGCUUCUGUUUCCUGCGCUUCUAAAGCAGAUCUAGGAAGACGCACCUCCACUCCAGCACCCCAGAGCAAAAUCUCUACUGAUGGGAAACUGCAGCGUAAGCAGAAACACAGAGAGUCGACACCCCAAGAUGAAUAUGUGAAGAAACUGAGAACUCGCUCGGUUCAGAAUCUUUCUGCACAAGAUAGCCGACCACUUCCUGUGGGAUAUACAGCGACUCCACUUCCCGACAGUUCUGCAACCCAGGGCAACUUCAUUUCCCUACAAACUCCCCAGCAGAUUCCUUCAGAGCAGAUCUUGUAUCACUGUACUGAAUGUGGCACCAAUUUCAGUGACCGGGGAAAGCUGAAAAUACACCAGCGUAUUCACACAGGAGAGAAACCGUACGAGUGUUCUGACUGUGGGAGGCGUUUUAAUCAGAAAUUUAACCUUCAAACACACCAGCGUAUUCACACGGGAGAGAAGCCGUAUCACUGUGCAGAUUGUGGGAAGAGUUUUACUCGGAAAAGCAGACUUCAGUUACACCAGCGGAUUCAGACAGGAGAGAAACCGUACGUGUGUUCACUAUGUGGGAGGAGUUUCAAUCGGAAAGACAACCUGAGAAUGCAUCACAAAACCCACACGGGAGAGAAACCUUUUGAGUGUAGUGAGUGUGGGAAGAGAUUUGCAGUGUCAAAUAAACUAAGGAAACACAGUCUAGUUCACAGAGAUUCAGUCAGUCAGGACACUUAAAAAAAACAAUUGUUUCCUGAAUGACAGCACCUCAAUCACACCAGAAUAUGAAAGCAGACCUGCGCAUCUCUCGUCAGUUUCAAAUUAUUAGUAUUUCUUAGCAGACGCCCUUAUCCAGGGCGACUUACAGUCGUGAACAAAAAAUACAUUUCAAGAAUCACAGUACAAGUAAUAAUACAAUUAAGAGCAAGAUAAAAUACAAUGACUUUGGUUCUAGGAAGUGACAAACGGGCUGCAAAUUAUUGUAGCCCUGUGCUGUACACAACCUAUAUAAUGUGAGUUUUGAGUCAUUCAGAGACGUUACUUCACAAAACGCUUGGGAGGAGAGGGGGGGGGGGGUCAAUGAAUGCAUUUAGCCCCCCCCCCCCUUCUCCAUAAUUAUAAUAACACUGCAACAAACUUAAACAAGCCUGGCAUUGCAUAAAUAAACCUAGUGAAGCAGUGGCUAUCGCCUAGGCUUCAUUUUUGCAAAGAUAUCAACCAGGACAUCAAAAUCAAGUUUCUUUUGGUUUACCACCAAUGAUUUUUCAGUUGCCGUUACAAGCAGAACACUCAGACGAGGAUCGGUCAUAGAGGUUUCGUAGAUAGGUUUUAAUCAAACUUGAAACAGAAACCGGACGCUCGUUUCUGCAGUGGUUACUGGAAGAUCGAUGACUUCCUUGAUGAUAUUUAGUAAUACAUAUAAAGCAGGUUAAAUUCUCAUGGAAUAUCUCCAGGACCCCAACCACCACCCUCACCCACCCCACCAAAAAUAAAUAAAAAACUGGAUCAU